Molecule: messenger RNA, 408 nt
Organism: Protomyces lactucae-debilis
Lineage: Eukaryota; Fungi; Ascomycota; Taphrinomycetes; Taphrinales; Protomycetaceae
Exons: 1
Molecular function (GO): mRNA binding
Source: RefSeq, a predicted model, not a curated record
ACAGUUAUUCGAACAGGUGGUGGCAAAGUAUGGGAAGAUCCAACACUGCUAGAGUGGGAUCCCUCUCACUUCCGACUGUAUGUCGGCAACUUGGGUGGUGAAGUCACGGAUGAAGUCUUGAAGCGUGCCUUUAGCGCAUACGCUUCCUUACAAAAGGCAAAAGUCGUUCGAGACAAGCGCACCACCAAGUCCAGAGAGUUUGGCUUUGUGUCCUUUAGUGAACCAGACGAUAUGCUGAAUGCAUGGCGAGACUUGAAUGGCAAGUAUAUCGGCUCACAUCCCGUCACACUGACCAAGGCCAAUGUGGAAAUCAAAGCGACCGUGGUGGACAAGCAGACCCUCAAAAAGCAGCAAGCCGAAUCGCAAUUUGCACAGAACCUCGUCAAGCAUGGGCGCGUGGGAAAGAAG